CAAAGAAAUUGCUAUAGAGAAACUUCGUUGGUUCUGUAAUGACCUAGAGAAUCUUUUAAAACAAGAUGAUCAUGCAUUAAAUAAUAGUGUUCAAAAUUGGGAUGCAGGUCGAGUUAACAGUAAAAUUAAUCAACGUGGAGGAAAAAGAAUACAUGUUCAAGUUGCUGCUGCUUCACGAUGUAGAGUUGGUUUAAGCCGUGAACUUAAAAAAUCUGCCAAGGAAGGCCAAAAAACAUUCAA
Molecule: messenger RNA, 240 nt
Organism: Scutellospora calospora
Lineage: Eukaryota; Fungi; Glomeromycota; Glomeromycetes; Diversisporales; Gigasporaceae
Source: the annotation of a GenBank genome assembly